Messenger RNA from Pocillopora damicornis (cauliflower coral), 1819 nucleotides. RefSeq names its product TNF receptor-associated factor 6. The record is from RefSeq and is a predicted model, not a curated record. Gene Ontology annotation, molecular function: zinc ion binding; tumor necrosis factor receptor binding; ubiquitin protein ligase binding. Gene Ontology annotation, cellular component: plasma membrane signaling receptor complex. Gene Ontology annotation, biological process: regulation of apoptotic process; regulation of canonical NF-kappaB signal transduction; signal transduction. Lineage: Eukaryota; Metazoa; Cnidaria; Anthozoa; Scleractinia; Pocilloporidae.
CGCUAGUUCGUUGCCAUAAACAUGGCCGACCGAGACCAAAGCGGCCGUCCGCCGCCACUUCCAUCGGGCUAUGACUACGACUUUGUUACAGAACUAGAUGAAGAUUUUGUCUGUCAGAUAUGCCAGUUACCUUUAAGAAAUGCUGUGUUAACUAGAUGUGGACACAGAUUUUGCCAUGACUGUCUCAAUGAACAUUUCAAACGAAUACAACAUCCUAACUGCCCACUAGACAGAACAAGACUGGAUAAAGACAAGGAUAUUUUUCCAGAUAAGGCAAGUGAGAGAAGGAUUCUCUCUUACUUUGUCAAGUGUCCUAAUAGAUGCCAGUGGGAAGGAGAGCUCAGAGAUGUGGAGAACCACCAACAGAUUUGUCCCUAUGAGGUUGUGCAGUGUCCAAGUUCUAACUGCCGUGUGUUCCUGGCAAGGAACCUGAUUGAAGAACAUGUGGCCGUGUCAUGUCAAUGGAGAAUUGUUUCUUGCCAAUUUUGCCCAGAAAAGUAUCCAAAAGCUGAAGAAGAUAUUCACAAUGAAACCUGUCCUAUGUUCCCUCUGAACUGUUCCAAUGGUUGUGAACAAGUUGUCCCAAGGGAGCAGAUGUUAAAGCAUUUGGAAACAGAGUGCCGCCUUACGCCAGUGUCUUGUCCUUUUCAUGACUUGGGGUGCAACAUGAAAGUGGAAAGAAGAAACUUGGAAACACACGUUCGUGAAGAUACGACUACUCAUUUGAGCUUCGCUUGCAAGAAACUCGCCCUACUGCAGCAAGAAUUUGACGAGGAGAAAAAAACCCUUAAGAAACAACUGGACGACCUGAAAAAGGAAAACAACAAUCUCUUGCUCAAAGUUUCAGCACAGGAGAAAGAAAUGCAUAAGAGCCAGAUGGAAACUCCGAUGUUUGUAUGGAAGAUAACUGGUUUCGGUGAUAUAUUACACCAGGCCAAAGUUGGCCGGAACAAUAAAAUAGACAGCGAUCCCUUUUACACUGGAAAGUAUGGCUACAAGUUAAAACUUUCCGUCAAUCCCAACGGCGACGGAUCAGGCAGGAAUACUCACCUCUCUGCGUUCGUAAUCGUCAUGAGAGGUGAACACGACGCAAUAUUGCCUUGGCCAUUUAAUCAGAAGGUCACAUUUACGCUUAUAGAUCAGCAAGAGAGCCUAGACGAGCGUCAGAACGUUACUAUGCUCUUCAGAGCCAAUACGAAACUAGAGAACUUUGCCAGACCCACUGCAGAAGAAAACCCUGGUCGUGGGUACGCGAGAUUCAUGUCUCACGAGAAAUUGAAAACGAGGCGGUAUUUGGUGGACGACACGUUGUUUAUCCAAGUUGAUGUGGGACCGCCUUCUCUGUGACCCUGAAGAUCCAAAAAUGUUUGUUCGUUAAGAGCAGACGAGUUAAGUCUGUAAAAGACCCACUGUUCCAAAUAAAACAGACAUACCUCCUCAAAGCUUUUCAAGCUCGAAAAGGGUGGAACAAUUCAGUUGAAAUUAUUCUUUUUCGCUCUUUUGAAAUGAUCUUUAUUUGCCAAUUAGGCUUUAUUUUUACAGUUCAAAGCACUGGCCUAUAGUAUUGAACUUAGUAAUCAAAGAAAGUUCUUAGAGAAGAAUCAUGUUUCCUUUUGUGGGGUCUACCUCUGUGAUAUUGUGAGAUAUAGUCUCUUAUGCAUCUUUGAGAGCAUGGCGUCUAUUAAAAACAUCUUGUGACUGCAGUUCCUAAUUAGAGCGCAAUUUGUGUGAUCAAAAGAGGCAAAUAUAAAGGAAAUGUUGUAAAUGAUUUAAGGUUUAUUAUAAUGGACAAAAUUGCAAUAAAUAAUGAAAUAGUUUC